AUGCACUUCACCUCUUCCCUCAUGGCCGCUGCCUUGGCAGUCGGCGCAAAUGCCAACCAGUUCAAGCGUCAGGACUAUGGCAACUUCAACCAGACCUCGACCGCUGCUGCUGCCAUCAACUACGCUCCUCUGUCCAGCUCUAGCUCUUCGGUCGUCGCUCCCAUCAACACUGCCGUUUCUGUUGAGGCCUCCUCGGUUGCCAUCCCCCUCUCCACUGGUGCAUACGAGAGCUCUGCCGCUGCUGUCGAGACCAGCGCUGCUGCUUCCAGCUCGGUUGUCGCUCCCCUGAGCACUGGUGUCUCUGCUUACCCUAGCAUCGAGACCAACGCUGCCUUCGGUACCGGUGCUUACGGCUCUGGAGUUACCUCCGCUCCCGCCGCUGGUGCCACUGGUUCCGAGACCGUCACUGCCUACACCACCUUCACCACCGAUGUGACUCUCACCUACACCAUCGGCUCUGGCUCGACCAAGUCGGUUGUCACCACCACCAUCCACAAGACUUCGACUGCCUACAUGACCAACACUGUGUACGCCACUCCUGCUGCCUCCUCAGGUGCUGCCGCUUCGGCCUCGGCCGCUGCUUCUGGCUACGGCAUGGAGUCUGACUCGACCUCGACCACCACUCUCUCGACCACCAGCACCACUACUAACACCGUCUAUGUUUCGCCCACUUCCACCGGUUCUUACUUGAGCUUCUGGGGCGAGAAGGCCGCUGUUACUGGAUACGGCUCGAGCUACGGAGCUCCUGGAACUGGCGCCAGCGCUACUGAUGCUGGCUGUGCUCCCGCUUCCACUGUUACCGUCACUGCCAACGAGACCGUCUACGUCACUGUUGACUCUGCCAUGAGCACUAUUGCUCAGAGCACUGCCACUGGCGCUAGCGUUGUCCCCAAGCAGAGCAGCGCUGCUCCCUACUACCCCAUGAGCUCUGGUUCUUCCAGCUCUUCUAGCUGCGCUUCCACUGGUUUCAUCACCAUCCACAGGCCCUCGGGCGCCUCGGGUGCCGCCUACCCUACCGCUUACUAG
Messenger RNA from Aureobasidium melanogenum CBS 110374, 1026 nucleotides. RefSeq lists its product as uncharacterized. Lineage: Eukaryota; Fungi; Ascomycota; Dothideomycetes; Dothideales; Saccotheciaceae. The transcript has a single exon. The record is from RefSeq and is a predicted model, not a curated record. The coding region runs from base 1 to 1026 and encodes 341 amino acids.